UGCCCAAACAAUAGUGAAUUAAUUUGAGUAGAACUUUGAAAAAUAUACAUAUUUGGUCUUUGAAUGUAGGACUUGAGAUUAACCCCAAUAAAUCUGCAGCUAUAUGUUUUUCCAAAAAGAAUUACAAUGUUAAUUAUCUCCCCAGACUUCACCUCAACACUCGAACCAUAGCAUGGAGAAAUUGCAUCACAUAUUUAGGAGUGAUUUUUGAUCCAAAACUGUCAUGGGAGCCACAAAUUAUAAACAUGAUACAGAAAGUUUCAGGUGGGUUGAAUAUGAUGCGAUUGACCAGAUCGCCAAUGCUGCACUCCUAGAACCACGGGAAAAUAUAAAAUUGAGUUUUAGGGAAUUCUUCUCUAAAUUAAAGCAUAACAUCUGGAAUGCUUGAAGUGACAGAUGGAAACAUAUAGGAUUAGGGAAAGGAGUUAAUUUCACCUCACAUUAUUCUACUCCGCCAACUAAACCCUGGUUUCAUAAGCUCGAUCUGAAUAGAAGAGAAAUCACAACUAUGUGUAGACCGAGAAGCAAGCAUUGCUGUUCUCCGGCUCACCUAAAUAGAAUUAAAGUCUAAACUCUCCGGAGACUGUGAAUGUGGAGAACUGGGUGAUUUAGGUCAGGUGCUGUCUGACUGUGCUCUUCAUUGGGAGAAAAUCACAACAGUUGUAUGAGUCACUCAUUAGUGCUAAUUUUCCUUCGCCUCUGCAUAUUAAUUCAAUUUUAUUUCACCGCACUCAGUUGGAUUUUGCUGCUAGAAUGGUUUGCCGCUUUUUAGAUGCAUGUGGAUUAAAACUUUGAAUAUUGUUUUCAUAUUUUCUAAUUCUUUCGUCCAAUUUUUUUUCUGUAUAGCCGUCCAGUAGGAUGAUGGUAUCGCCCAGACCCUCUUUACGGAGGCAUCCUUCAUGGAAAUAGUUUAUUGCACACCACUACCGAGAAGCUGGCCGAAUUGCCUUAGCAGCAGUGGCCAAAAAAACCGUAAUUAAAAAAAAAAUCUUUAUGUGUUAUUAUUAUUGUCACCUUCCCAAAGUUUUAGGUAUAAUGUAUUCCUUAAUGUAAAUCUCUAAGGCAAAGUUAAGCCUGUAUAAUGGUUUUUAGAUUUUGGUGUUGGUAUGGUUCAAUUCAACAUUGUGAAAUGGAUUCUUUAGGCAAACAAACUGAUGAGGCAUUUUCUGGUCUUGAUUUGUAUUUUUUGAAAAUCGGUGAAGAUCAUAUGGAGAAAAUCAGAAAAUAUGCAUUAGCGUUUCGGUCUCACAUAAACAGAUAUGCAGGAAAUUAUGCAUUGGCUCAAAUUGAAACUAAAAGAUAUGCUAUAAUUGAUUACAAAUUUCUAGUAAAUGAUAAUGAGUUUAUAAAACAAUGGACUACUUUUACGGAGGACUUUACUAAUGAUACUGAUUUUACUGUAAAGUGUCUUGGGCUUGCAAUUCACGUUUAUAUAAGGGAGGUGCUUAAACAAUCUAAAUGUGAAGAAAUUGAAAAGAAACUACCACUUGUAAGAGCAAGAGUAAUUAAUUUGGAGCCCAUUAUCCAAUUAAGUGAAAUUAAGGCCAGUUCUUAUGGUAAAUGUUUGUCAUUGAGAGGAACAGUACGUAAGGCUAGUGGUAUUAAAAUAAUCUGCAGUCUACUAGAAUUUCGGUGUGCAGUGUGCCAGUCAACACAAAUCUGGAAACAAAACAAUGGUGUCUACACUCCCCCCGAUAAAUGUAAAAAUCAAGGUUGUCGAUCUGCGGGCAACUUUGAAGCCCUCUACAAAUCAAAACAUACAAAAACUAUUGACUGGCAGUCAAUAGUGAUCCAACAGACUGAAUGUGAAAUGGCUCGAAUUCCUCCAACAUUAGAAUGUGAACUUAGUGAAGAUUUAGUUAGAUCUUGUGCGCCUGGGGAUGAUAUCAUAGUUUCUGGAGUCAUUAAGGCUAGACAUAUAAAUGACAAUAAGGGUAAAAAUAAGAACUCUGAAUUUGAUUUAUAUUUAGAUGUAAUUUCAAUUUAUAAUCAUAACGAAAAAAAUAGCAGUGACCCUUAUGAUAGAAUCACCUUUACUCCGGAAGAUUAUUUUUCAGUAAAACAAAUCCAUGCUCAACAAAAUUUGUUUUGCUAUUUAGUGCAUUCAUUGUGUCCCAAUAUAUAUGGGCAUGAGAUAGUGAAAGCAGGUCUUCUUUUAGCUUUAUUUAGAGGAAGCAAAACAAACACUUUCAGAUCAGAAUCCCAUGUGCUUCUUAUAGGAGAUCCGGGAUUGGGUAAAAGCCAGAUGUUAAAAGAAUGUGUUCAGGUUUCCCCAACAGGCGUCUAUGUGUGUGGCAAUGCAAGUACCACUUCUGGAUUAACCGUUACUAUGGUCCGAGAAUCUGGUGGAGACUAUUCCCUAGAAGCGGGUGUUCUAAUGUUAGCUGACCAAGGUUGUUGUUGUAUAGAUGAAUUUGACAAAAUGCAAUCUCAACAUGCAUGCCUUCUUGAAGCAAUGGAACAACAAAGCAUUAGCAUAGCUAAAGCGGGUGUAGUUUGCUCUUUACCCACAUUGCCUACUAUCUUAGCAGCUGCAAAUCCAGCUGGUGGGCACUAUGACAAAUCGAAGACAAUAUCAGAAAAUUUAAAAAUUGGCUCACCAAUGCUCUCGAGGUUUGAUUUGAUAUUCAUUUUAUUGGAUCAGCCCGAUCAGUAUUUAGAUAAAUACAUAAUAAAACACAUUCUCUCUGCACACUCCAAUGAAAAUAAGAAACACACCUUACAAUUGGAAAACUUUGGUGAAUCAUUUAAUCAAAAAUUUAACAGUUUAAGAGAACGUUUAAAAAAUCAUAACGAUACCAAAAAUUAUCUUUCUUCCACUGCAUUUCGUAAAUACAUUGCAUAUGCUCAAAAAUAUGUCAAUCCAAAACUUUCAGAAGACGCCAAACGAGUUUUAAAAAAAUCUUAUGUAUCUUUGAGACAAGAAUUUGCUAGUGGAAAUUGCACUUCAGUUACCGCUCGACAACUGCAUUCUUUGAUAAGAUUGACGCAGGCACGAGCAAAAGUAGAACUCAGGGAAGAAGCAAGCGAAGAAGAUGCAAAAGAUGUAAUAGAAAUUAUGCGGUAUAGCUUAACGGCAGUUUUUACAAAUGAAUCUGGAGCUUUAGACACUACUAGGUCCCAGCUUGGCACUGGCAUGAGCCAUAAAAAUAAGGUUAUAAAGCUGUUAAAUGUUCUUCAGAAAAAAUCGGAAGUGGAAUCUAAAUCAAUUUUCACGUUGACUGAAAUAAGGGAAGCUGGGGAUGCGGCUGGGAUACCAAAGGAAAAAUUUUCAAAUAUGCUGGAAACGUUGAAUAUCCAGGGGUUUUUAUUGAAUAAAGGCGGAAAUAAAUAUCAAUUAAACUCGGCUUAUUUGUAA
This is a messenger RNA of Cylas formicarius (sweet potato weevil), 3358 nucleotides long. RefSeq names its product DNA helicase MCM8-like. The coding region runs from base 1082 to 3358 and encodes 758 amino acids. Lineage: Eukaryota; Metazoa; Arthropoda; Insecta; Coleoptera; Brentidae. The transcript has 12 exons. Gene Ontology annotation, molecular function: ATP hydrolysis activity; ATP binding; single-stranded DNA helicase activity. Gene Ontology annotation, cellular component: MCM complex; nucleus. The record is from RefSeq and is a predicted model, not a curated record.